Molecule: messenger RNA, 192 nt
Organism: Opisthorchis viverrini
Lineage: Eukaryota; Metazoa; Platyhelminthes; Trematoda; Opisthorchiida; Opisthorchiidae
Exons: 2
Coding region: 1-192 (63 amino acids)
Source: RefSeq, a predicted model, not a curated record
AUGCCUGGUGGUCUCAGGAAGUCCAGUGACGCGAGACUAUUCGUUCGGGAUUCUAACGACCCUUACGUGGACCCAUCAAAAUGCAAUACAAUGCACCGGAUACACAUCAGUAUCGAUUACUUGAACCAUGCCAACAAGCCGUGGCCAAACAGUCCUGAUAUUGUUCCCUCAAGAAGAGGGAAUACUGUGUAA